Messenger RNA from Anguilla anguilla (European eel), 2971 nucleotides. RefSeq names its product double-strand-break repair protein rad21 homolog A-like. Gene Ontology annotation, cellular component: cohesin complex; synaptonemal complex. Gene Ontology annotation, biological process: synaptonemal complex assembly; mitotic sister chromatid cohesion; replication-born double-strand break repair via sister chromatid exchange. The record is from RefSeq and is a predicted model, not a curated record. Gene Ontology annotation, molecular function: protein binding; chromatin binding. The coding region runs from base 200 to 2113 and encodes 637 amino acids. The transcript is spliced from 14 exons. NCBI's taxonomy places the organism in Eukaryota, Metazoa, Chordata, Actinopteri, Anguilliformes, Anguillidae.
GAUUUAAAAGGAGUCGAGCGGGAGGAAGAAGAAACAAGUCGGCGCCAUUUUGUUUGUUUAAAUGUGAGCCCAUUCGGAGGGAGGAGUUGAAAAAGUAACAUUAGCGUGACAUAGUACGGAUACCUUAAAGCGAAGCCGAUAAAAGGAGUUCAACUUGUUUGGCGGUCCCCCUUGCUGGGCGUGAGAAGGAGCAGGGGCGAUGUUCUACGCCCACUUUGUCCUCAGCAAACGUGGGCCGCUGGCCAAAAUCUGGCUGGCGGCCCACUGGGAUAAGAAGCUGACCAAAGCUCAUGUGUUUGAGUGUAACCUGGAGAGCAGUGUGGAGAGCAUCAUCUCUCCCAAGGUGAAAAUGGCAUUGCGGACUUCUGGUCACCUGCUCCUUGGUGUCGUCAGAAUCUACCACAGGAAAGCAAAGUAUCUGCUGGCUGACUGUAAUGAGGCGUUCAUCAAAAUAAAGAUGGCCUUCCGUCCAGGUGUGGUGGAUCUGCCAGAGGAGAACCGGGAGGCUGCCUACAACGCCAUCACCUUGCCAGAGGAGUUCCAUGACUUUGACCAACCACUACCAGAUCUAGAUGACAUUGAUGUAGCGCAGCAGUUCACGCUAAACCAGAGUCGAGCUGAGGAGAUCACCAUGAGGGAGGAUGUGGCAAGCCUCAGCCUCCUGCAGGAGAAUGACUUUGCUGACUUCGGCAUGGACGACCGCGAGAUGAUGCGGGAGGAGAGCGGGUUUGAGGUGGACAUCAUCCACGGCUCCUCAGGCACCACCCUGCUGCUGGAGGCGGAGCCGGGCGCGGGCCAGAUGGCCGAGAAGUCCAGCCACCUGCAGUACGACGACGACUUCGGGGACAACCCCAUGGAGAGCAGCGAGGGGGGCAUGCUGGUGGACAAGCUCCUCAGCAACGAGGGUGGUGGGGGCAUUUUCGACGACCCCCCAGCCAUUACUGAUAGCGUGAUGAUGCCCCCGGAUCAUGGUGGCGACGACGAGGAUGACUUCGACAACUUGUCGCCGGGUGGGCCAGACAGCCCAGGCUCGGGUCCUGUGGAGCCCCUCCCCACUAUGACCGAUCAGACGGAGCAGACCACCCUGGUCCACAACGAGGAUGAGGCCUUUGCCCUGGAACCCAUUGAUAUUACUGUGAAAGAGACCAAGGCGAAGAGGAAGAGGAAGCUCAUUGUGGACAGCGUGAAGGAGCUGGACAGCAAGACCAUCCGCGCCCAGCUGAGCGACUACUCCGACAUCGUCACCACCCUGGACCUGGCCCCGCCCACCAAGAAGCUGAUGAUGUGGAAAGAGACGGGCGGUGUGGAGAAGCUCUUCUCCCUCCCCGCCCAGCCUCUCUGGAACAGCAGGCUGCUCAAGAUGUUCACACGCUGCCUGACCCCGCUGGUGCCGGACGACCUGAGGAAGAGGAGGAAGGGCGGCGAGGCCGAGAGCCUGGACGAGUUCCUGAAGGACCUGGAGAACCCCGAGGUGCCCAGGGAGGAGGCCAUGUCCCAGCAGAGGGACAUCAUCGACCAGACCAUCCUGGAGGAGCCCAGCAUGCUGCAGGCGUCCACCAUGGAGGGCAGCAGGACCGCCCUGGACGAGUCGGCCAUGCCCCCCCCGUCCUCGCAGCGUGGGGUGAAGCGCAAGGCCCAGCAGGACACUGAGCCGGCUCUGCCCAUGGGGGCGCUGGAGCCGCAGACUGAUCGCUCCGCCCUGUCCCAGCAGUUGGACAUGCCCCAGGUGGAGCUGCCCCCGGAAGAGACGGCCAGCCUCAGCCAGCUCAUGCCGGAGUUCGACCUGCUGAGCGAGAAGGGCAAGAACAAAGAAAAGGAUGAUGAGGAAGAAGAGGAGGAGGAAGAGGGCCAGGCUGGGGAUCAGGAUCAAGAAGAGAGGAGAUGGAACAAGAGAACCCAGCAGAUGCUUCAUGGUCUGCAGAGAGUCAUGGCGAAAACAGGAGCAGAGUCGGUCAGCCUAUUGGAGCUGUGCAGGAAUAACAACAAGAAGCAAGCGGCUGCCAAGUUCUACAGCUUCCUGGUACUGAAAAAGCAGCAGGCCGUGGACCUCACGCAGGCCGAGCCUUACAGCGACAUCAUCGCCACCCGUGGGCCAAGAUUCCACAUUAUAUAGACAAAACAAAACCAGGGGGCUGGGGGGAUGGGGGAGAUCUUGUGACUGGCAGGUUUUAUUCUUUCAAUUUUUUUUUAAUGGUUAUUUUUUGACCUUGUGUUUUUGUGUUUCAUGUGAUUUGGGGGAAGGCAAUGGGUAGGGUCAGGGAUUGAGACCUUUUUUAUUUUAUUUUUUUAUCUACAUCUUAUAUAUAUGUGAGAUGUUGCAUUUUUACUUCACAGCCAAGAGGAUUGUGUUAUAUUGGAUGUUAGCUUUUGAAACUGUCAAUCAUUGAGGUAUGUGUGUAUAGGUCUUUGAAUGCACUUGGGUCUUCUCUUCACUCCCUUCAUUGCAUUAAGGUCACUCCUGUGUUUACACUUAGUUGCAAUAUGUCACUUCCACAUGUUUUUAUUGAAGCCCAAUGAUGUGCACUCAUUAACUUAUCUGCUUUACACCUUCCCAUGUCUUAAAAGGAGCUUAUUGGGGGCAAAGAAAGCCCUGCAUGAUUUUUAAAACAUAUUUUGUAGAUAACUUGUAUUAUAUGCAUCACUGAAUUGCUUUUUCCCCAUAUAGUUUUAAAUGGAAUUAUGUAUUAUUAAUUGUUAAUUUUAAGGUCAUUUUCUUGUGACAUCCAACCUUUAUUUUAGACUUUCAUUUAAAAAAUUAAAAAAUAAUAAAAAAUAUGCAUAGUGACCAUUGCAGACAUAAUAAUGAAGACAUUUUUUGACAAAGAAACAUGCAUUCUUUUAGUCUUAAAUCAACUAAUUUGCUUGCAUUAAAUCACGUAUUUUUGUUUCUUGACAUUGUUAUUUGUACAUGUAUACUUGCAUUAUUAAUUGCAUAAAAAGAAGAUUAAAAAAAUGUUGUUUGGUAUUGAAA